Messenger RNA from Salvia miltiorrhiza (redroot sage), 6420 nucleotides. RefSeq lists its product as uncharacterized. The record is from RefSeq and is a predicted model, not a curated record. Lineage: Eukaryota; Viridiplantae; Streptophyta; Magnoliopsida; Lamiales; Lamiaceae. Gene Ontology annotation, molecular function: ADP binding; protein binding.
CCUUUAUUCUCACAAAAUCCUAACUCUCCUUCUUCCCCAAUUCUUCAGCUUCGAACUUCAGCGCACACAACCACGCCGCCAUGUUUCUGCCUAGAAUUUGUUCGAAUUCUUCAUCUAAAUUCUCCACUUUUUCCAUCGCCUCUCCACAUUAUCAAUCAUUUCUUCUACCCAUUUUUCAUUUUGAUAAUGCCAGCUGCCAAAUGAGGAGACACUUCUCCGCCUAUCAUAGAUUCGAUUUUGAAUCUAUACGUGAGCCCAAUGAUGCCGUCGCUCUAUUUCGGGAUAUGAUGAGAACGGAGCCGCUUCCUUCUAUUACUGUUUUCACGAAAUUGCUGAGUACUGUGGUGAAGCUGAAACAAUACUCUGCUGCACUUCAUCUGUACGAAAAAAUGCUUCAAAGGGAUGCUCCUGUAAAUCACUACACGUUGAGUAUUGCGAUUGAUUGCUAUUACCGACUCAAAAGGCCUGAUUUUGGGUUUGCGAUCUUAGGCAGUUUUUUCAAGCGUGGGUUCGAGCCUACCGUGGUGACCUUGAACACUCUCGUGAAAGGCCUUCUGUUUGUUGAAAGGAUCCCAGAGGCAGCUAAAUUGUUGGGGAAGCUGUCGGCCUACCAACUGUGCGAGCCCGACGAGUAUACCUAUAGUACUAUAAUUAAUGGGUUAUGCAAAGCUGGAGAUAUUCUACAGGCGAUUGAUUUGCUCUGCUCAUUGGAAAAAGGAAGAGGGAGCUGCAAACCCGAUGUGUAUGCUUACACUACAGUCAUUGAUAGUCUAUGUAAAGAUGGAAAGAUGGAAGAAGCUCUCCAACUCUUCUCCACUUUGGGUGAUAAGGGGAUUUCACCGAAUGUCGUGACAUAUAAUUCAAUAAUUGAGGGGUUAUGCAAAAGGAGAAGAAUGGAUGAGGCUGAAGACAUGUUAAAGAAGAUGAUAGCUGAUGUGGUCUAUCCAAAUGUGGUGACGUGUAAUAUCUUUGUGGAUGCUUGGUGCAAAGAUGGAAAGGUCGAAGAGGCAGAGCAUAUGUUGGUGUUUAUGAAGGAGCUUGAUGUUCAGCCCAACAUUGUCACAUACAAUGCAUUGAUUAACGGAUAUUGUUUGCAAGGGAAAAUGGACGAAGCUGAACGCAUUUUCCAAUUGGCAUUGAGCUCUGAAAUGAAGCCCGAUAUCAUAAGCUACUGUACAUUGAUGAACGGGUAUUGCAAAAAGGGGCGAGUCAAUGAAGUUUCACAUCUUUUUACCAUAAUUCCCUACAAAAGGUUAAAGCGCGAUGUGGUUUCUUAUAACAUAAUGCUAGAGGCCUUAUUUCGUGAAGGCAAAUGUGAAGACGGGUUGAAGCUUUUUAAAGAGAUGGAAGCUCUACAAGUGUCUCCGAAUAUAAAGACUUACAAUGUCUUGCUGGAUGGUUUGUGCGGAGCUCAUCGUAUUGUUGAUGCAUUUUCGGUGUUGCAUACCAUGGAAGAUAAAGGCAUUAUUCCGAACAUUGUAACAUACAGUAUUCUGAUUGAAGGAUUGUGUAAUGACAACAAUGUUAGACAAGCAAAGGAUUUGUUCGACGAGCUUCCAUCCAAAGGUUUGCAGCCUAAUGUCAUAGCAUACAAUAUUCUCAUUGGUGCACUUUGCAAAGGAGGGCAGAUGGAGGAGGCUAAGGAUCUUUUUGACGAGCUUCCAUCUAAAGGUAUGCAGCCGAACGUAGUAACAUAUAAUAUUCUCAUUGGUGCACUUUGCAAAGAAGGGCAUAUAGAGGAGGCUAAAGAUCUGUUCCGUGAGGUCCUAUCCAAGGGUUUGCAGCCUGGCGUCAUAACUUAUACAAUCCUUAUCGGUGCACUUUGUGAGCAAGGGCAGAUAGAGGAGGCUAAAGAUCUGUUCCAUGAGCUCCUAUCCAAGGGCUUGCAGCCUGACGUCAUAACUUAUACAAUCCUUAUCGGUGCACUUUGUGAGCAAGGGCAGAUAGAGGAGGCUAAGGAUUUGAUGGCACAAAUGGUAAACAACGGUUGCUUGCCUGAUAGUGUAACAUACAAUGUUUUUGUUCGAGGUCUUCUCAAAAUGAACAAGAUGCAUGAUGCAAUGCAACUGUUGGAAGAGAUGGAUUUAAGGGGAUGCACACUUGACAAAACUGCAUAUUCGAUGUUGAUUGAACCUGUGAAAAGGCAAGGUAAAGAUAGUGUUCUGUUUAAUAAGGUUAUGAAACUCGUACCAAAGGACUUCUAUUCUAUGAGAUUUGAACUCGAGACCCUCCAAUACCUCCUGUGGUGUCAAAAUCUGAGAUUGAAUCCCUUUGCUCAACUUGAUAACCAACAGCAGAGAAUUCCCAACACCAGCAAAUUGCAUCUAAUCUACGAUGAUGAAUUGCUUGACUGGAAUGAUGUAACAAUCAUCGGUUCUUUGCCCCAAUUAGAAGCUCUCAAAAUAAUCAAUUCCGUCAAGGGACAGAAGUGGAGUUUGGUUAACGGGGAGUUUCUCCGCCUUAGAUUCUUGAGCAUUGUCAAAUGUGAUCUGAGAUGUUGGGAUGCAGACGGCUCCCAUUUCCCAGUUUUGAAGAAGCUUAGGCUUAAGGGAUUGAAACACUUGGAAGAGAUCCCUUUAGAUAUUGGAGAAAUUCCGACACUUGAAGUUAUCAGUGUGGAUGGAUGCAGUGAGCCUGCUCAAAUUUCGGCAAUGAAAAUAAAGGAAGAAGAAGAGAGUGUAGAAUAUGAGGGCCUUCAAAUGAUGAGCCAUCCUCGCCUUUCAACUGUAUUCGACAAGAAACAGAUUGAAUCCCUUGGGGGAAAGGCUGAUGGCUUGCUCGACUUGAUAACCGACACUACUAUUGAUGGAGGUAGCAGAGAAGCAUCAGAUCUGGAGAGACAAAUCGGAUCUGCAGCUCACGGAGCUGAAGAUGUGAUUGAAUCACACAUUGUCGAUCAAAUUCAUGCUGGAUCCAGUCAUGGAUGCUCGAUAUUGGAUCUGCAACAAAUAAUUGAAGAAAUGGAUGGUAUCAUGAGAAAGGGUGCUGAGCUCAAGGAGAAAUGGCUAGCGAGAGAGGAGCAAGCUACACAUGGUGACGUGGAUGCUGUGGAGGAGAAACAACCUCUCACCACCACAUCAUGGAGAAGCUCACCAUACAUCAACCCGAGCAGCAUAUCAUCUCGAUUGUGGGGAUGGGCGGCACGGUGCACAAGAAAUCUUUUCAAUGAUUUAGGGCUAAAGUUGCAUCACAGUUUAUGUGGUAGAAGAUAUCUUGUAUUAGAUGACAUAUGGAGUGUGGAAGCUUGGGAUGAGGUUAGGUGUUACUUUCCCGAUAAUGGGAAUGGAAGUCGGAUCGUUUUAACUACUAGGUUGUCGGAUGUGGCUAGUGGUUGUGGCUCUAGUUCUUGCUUCAACAUGAAACCUUUAGAUGAGGAUCAAAGUUGGGUGUUGUUUUGCAGAAACGCUUUCCAGCAAGAGCAUUGCUCUUAUCCUCAACUAGAAAGUGUGGGAAAUGAGAUUGUUACAUUGUGCAGAGGAGUACCCUUGUCAAUUGUUGUGAUUGGAGGGUUUCUUCUCAAAUCCCCUAGGGCUGUAGCAUUCUGGGAGGAUGUUGCCAAGAAUAUAAAAUCAAUCCCCAAUUCAAAAGAGAAGCAAGAGAUCUUAGAUGUUUUAUCUUUAAGCUAUAAUCACUUUCCCCCUCAUCUGAAUCCAUGUUUUCUUUAUAUGGGAAUUUUGAGGAGGACAGUGAGAUUCGUGCAUCACGAAUCAUCAAACUUUGGAUAUCGAUAUAAUGGGAAGAUUAGGUCUUGUCGACUUCAUGAUCUGAUAAGAGAUUUGUGCUUGAAAGUAUCUGAGAAAGACAAGUUCUAUGCCAAAAGGGCACUCAACAACAUGACUAAGGAGCGUCGCUUCAUAUGUCAUGACUUCAUCGAGAGUUCUGAUGGUCUGAAGUCAGCGCAGCUUCUUCGUUCUCUGGUAUGCAGAGGGUCGAAGCUGCCGGUUGUGUUUAAGUUGUUGAGGGUUUUGACUGUGGCUGGCGACUGUUCCGCGGAGGAUGUAAUGCAGAACUUGAACCUGCGGUGCCUUACUUUCCUACCUUUGGAACCUGCAAACAUUGACAAAAAAACAAUACAUAAUCCGCAAAAUCUGAAUCUAGGAUUAGGAGUUAAUAAAGUCCUAUUCUAUAGGAAUAGUUUUGCCUAUUUUAUUGUUUUCUGUUGUGUUUUUCUUUGCAAAGCCUAUUUAACACCAACACCCACUUUGUUUUUUUUUCAUUCAACUUACCUGCUUUUGCACUUAGCAAUCUCUCAAAAAAGAGUGAGAAUGAGUCGGAAUCACGCUGCCAUGAUUUUGGGAAGAAUUAUCUCCAAUUCUUCUUUCAAUUCAUCCACUCUCCCCAUUGCUUCUCUACACUCGUUUCUUGUCCUACCAAGAUUCAAUUUUUAUAAUCUCAGCCACCAAAUUAGAUACUUCUCCGCCAAACCCAGAUUCAGUCUUGAUAAUCUCACCCACCAAAUUAGAUACUUCUGCCCCUAUCCCAGAUUUAAUCUUGAUAAUCUCACCCACCAAAUUAGAUACUUCUCCGCCUAUCCCAGAUUCGAUUUUGAAUCUAUACGUGAGCCCAAUGAUGCCGUCGCUCUAUUUCGGGAUAUGAUGAGAACGGAGCCACUUCCUUCUGUUAAGCUUUUCUCGAGAUUGCUGAGUGCUGUGGUGAAGCUGAAACAAUACUCUGCUGCACUUCAUCUGUUCGACAAAAUGCUUCAAAGCGAUGCUCCCGUAAAUCACUACACGUUGAGUAUUGCGAUUGAUUGCUAUUGCCGACUCAAAAGGCCUGAUUUUGGGUUUGCGAUCUUAGGCAGUUUUUUCAAGCGUGGGUUUGAGCCUACUGUGGUAACCUUUACUACUCUCAUCAAAGGGUUACUGUUGAUUGAAAGGAUCCCAGAGGUUGCUAAAUUGUUGGGGAAGCUGUCGGCCUACCAACUGUGCGAGCCCAAUGAGUAUACGUAUAAUACUAUAAUUAAUGGGUUAUGCAAAGCUGGAGAUAUUCUACAAGCGAUUGAUUUGCUCUGCUCAUUGGAAAAAGGAAAAGGGAGCUGCAAACCCGAUGUCUAUGCUUACAACAUAGUCAUUGAUGGUCUAUGCAAAGAACGAAAGGUGGACGAAGCCCUCCAACUCUUCUUCACUUUGGGUGAUAGGGGGAUUUCACCGAAUGUCGUGACAUAUAAUUCAAUAAUGGAGGGGUUAUGCAAGAUGAGAAGAAUGAACGAAGCUGAAGACGUUUUGAAGAAGAUGAUGGCUGAUCUGGUCUGCCCAAAUGUAGUGACGUGUAGUAUCUUUGUUGAUGCUUGUUGCAGAGAUGGAAAGGUGGAAGAGGCCGAGCAUAUGUUGGUGUCUAUGAAGGAGAUUGACGUUCAACCCAACAUUGUCACAUACAAUGCAUUGAUUAAGAUAUGUUUGCAAGGGAAAAUGGAUGAAGCUGAACGCAUUUUCCAAUUGGCAGUGAGCUCUGGAAUGAAGCCUGAUAUCAUAAGCUACAGUAGCUUGAUGAACGGGUAUUGCAAAAUGGGGCAAGUCGAUGAAGUUUCACGUCUUUUUACCAUAAUUCCUGCUCUAAGAUUAAAGCACGAUGUGGUUUCUUAUACCAUAAUGCUAGAGGCCUUAUUUCGUGAAGGCAAAUGUGAAGAUGGCUUGAAGCUGUUCAAUGAGAUGGAAGCUCUACAAGUGUCUCCGAAUAUAAGGACUUAUAAUACCUUGUUGGAUGGUUUGUGCGGAGCUCAUCGUAUUGCUGAAGCUUUUCCGGUGUUGCAUACCAUGGAAGAUAAAGGCAUCAUUCCAGAUAUAGUAACAUACAAUAUUCUCAUUGAGGGAUUGUGCAACGACAACAAAGUCAAAGAAGCAAAAUGUAUGUUCCACGAUCUUCCAUCCAAAGGUUUGCAGCCUGAUGUCGUAACAUAUAGUAUCCUCAUUGGUGCACUUUGCAAAGAAGGGCAGAUAGAGGAGGCUAAAUAUCUGUUCCACGUGCUCCUAUCAAAGGGUUUGCAGCCUGACGUCAUAACUUAUACGAUCCUUAUCGGUGCACUUUGCGAGGAAGGGCAGAUAGAGGAGGCAAAGGUUUUGAUGACGCAAAUGGUAAGCAGCGGUUGCUUGCCUAAUAGUGUAACAUACAAUGUUUUUGUUCGAGGUCUUCUCAAAAUGAACAAGAUGCUUGAUGCAAUGCCACUGUUGGAAGAGAUGGAUUCAAGGGGAUUCACACUUGACAAAACUGCAUAUUCGAUGUUUAUUGAAACUGUGAAAUGGGAAGGUAAAGAUAGCGUUCUGUUUAAUAAGGUUAAGAAACUCAUACCAAAGGACUUCUAUUCUAAUUAGGUUUUAUGUUGUGUUUGAAGGUCAAGAAUUAUUGCAAUAGAGAUUAAGGGGAAAGUACAAUUGUUUAUUUGUUUAUUUAAUCUUUAUGUUAUGAUGAUUUAAAAUGUUUCAA